AUGCAAGACCUGCACGGCGCUUGUGCACUGGAGCCUGACCUAGUCCUUGCAAGCCACAUUGCCCUUCGCGGUGUGCCAACAGAGGUGCUGGGCACAUCAGCACCUGCUCCACUACCCACAAGCCGUGCUACGGAGUGCUGGGCAGCACUGAUUCAGCGUCAUCCUUGGCUCUGGACUUCAGCUCGGCCAAGCAGGGCGGUCCUUCACGUAGCCCUGCUCGACGGAACCGAUCCAUUUCUGCUCGACCUGACCCUCCGCUACGCGACUCUGCAGGCUCGGCGUCCAGACGAGGUCGUGCUGCUGACCGCUGGUCAGCCUGUUCUGGAGGACGUUCCCGAAAUUGAUGCCAAGGCACUUGGAGGUGCCUCUGUUCAUAUUGAAGGAGGCCGUGGUGUGGUCGUCUCGCGUAGUGGUCGGAAGCUGCCUGUGGCUCUGCAUCACUUUCUCGCGACCUUGGCGGGGAAGGUGGGGACGAUCAUACAUACUGCUCAAGGACGCGGACCGGGACUGUCAGUACUCCGAUGUUCAGGACCUUCUUGUGGUCCGAAACCUCUUCUGGGUGAGGUGUUCCUCAGGGAGCUCGAGCCCUCCACGGCUUUGCUUUUCUGCUCUGCCGAGCGGCUGGCCAAUGAGAGGCUUGUCGAGGAGAACGUGGCUUGCCUGAAGUCUUGUGCACCACGCUGCUCGCCGCAGACCUGGUGUGGGCAAGCAACUACGCGAGAGGACGGGGCGCUAUAUGACUUGAGUAUCACGCGAGCUGCGGGGUACCGAGACCACAUGGCUAGGUGA
Molecule: messenger RNA, 789 nt
Organism: Symbiodinium pilosum
Lineage: Eukaryota; Dinophyceae; Suessiales; Symbiodiniaceae
Source: the annotation of a GenBank genome assembly